Molecule: messenger RNA, 4908 nt
Organism: Astrephomene gubernaculifera
Lineage: Eukaryota; Viridiplantae; Chlorophyta; Chlorophyceae; Chlamydomonadales; Astrephomenaceae
Source: the annotation of a GenBank genome assembly
CACCCCGCUAUUUUCUUAAUACUUGUUUGGCAAAAAAAUAUUACAGGAGUAGCAUUUUACCUUUUCCCCAAUCUACAUUGUUCAUACGUUUGGUAACCCAGUGAACACCGAAAAGAGCAACAGCGUGCCCGUCGUUCGUUGCCGGGCUGGCCACAGCGCCUUUAGCCAUGGCGGACGACGAGCAGCGGACAAAGGGCGUGCCCUUGACGGGCGUAGUCUACGAUCAGGACCUUUAUGGCGGGGCUGACCGUGCAGCAUAUCGCAGCGAGCUUGUGGAGGAAGAGGAGGAUGAUCAGGACAUGGGCCGUGGCCGCGCGUUCGGCUCAGCGGCGGCCCAGGCGCUAUCUAACAUUCCUGACGCGGAAGCUGAGGAAGGGGCAAGCGGUCUUGGGUUUCAGCAGCCCAAAAGCAUCUACGAGCGUGAGGAUGAUUACAGACGCAGGCGUCUUAACCGCAUUAUUUCGCCAGACCGCAACGACGCGUUUGCCAUGGGCGACAAAACGCCGGACGCACGCGUCCGCACCUACGCUGACAUCAUGCGGGAGCAGCAGCUGCAGCGGGAGAUGGAUAACACCAUGGUGAACAUUGCAAAGAAGACGAAGGAGGAGGCGGAGGCUCUAGCAGCAGCGCAGGCGUCAGGGCAGCCAGCGACCUCCGGGGCAGCAGCUCCAUCCGCGUCAGCUGGCUCGAUGCCCGCGCCGCCGGUUUCUGCUGGCGACGCGGCAGCUGGGGCGAAGCGGCGCAACCGAUGGGAUCAAGCGGAGCCUGCCAAGAAGGCACGGUCGGAGUGGGACACGGAUGGCGUGGAGGCCACCCCGGGCCUGGGCAACCGCUGGGACGCCACCCCUGGAGUCGGCCUCACCGAGGCGACCCCGGCAGCCAACCGCUGGGAUGCCACCCCUGGACUGGGAGGUGCGGACGCGACGCCAGCAGCGGGGAGAUGGGAUGACGCCACGCCGGGGGCCGGCAAGGCGGGGCCCACGCCGCGACGCAACCGAUGGGACGACCCGACACCCGCAAGGCCCGGCGAAACGCCUGCGGGCAGCUGGGGUGGCGAAACCCCCGCCGCCGGCGCAGCCGCCAAGCGCUCCCGCUGGGACCAAACCCCUGCCCUGGGCGCCGGCGCUACACCCGCCCUCGCCCCGGGUGUCACCCCCUCUUUCUUCUCCGCACCCACACCCGCCAUCGGCGCCGCCGGCGCCACCCCCAUGCUCGGCAUGGAGACCCCCUCCCUCUCCGCUCUCGGCGGCGCAGCCGCGGGCGGGGUGCCGCUGACGCCGGAGGCCUACCAGGAGAUGCGGCUGCAGCGGGAGAUGUGGGAGCGCAACCGCCCCCUGUCCGAUGAGGAGCUGGACGCCAUGCUGCCGGGGGAGAAGGACGGGUACAAGGUGCUGGCGCCGCCGCCCGGGUACAAGCCGGUGAUUGACCCCGCCCGGAAGCUCAUGGCGACGCCGACACCGAUGGUGGGCGGCACACCGCUGUACGCGAUGCCGGAGGAGAACCUCGCGCUGAAGGCCGACCUGCCGGUGGCUCCCGAGGGGCUGCCGGAGAUGAAGCCCGAGGACAUGGCCAUGUUUGGGAAGCUGCUGCAGGACGUUGACGAGGCGGAGUUGUCCGCUGAGGAGGCCAAGGAGCGCAAGAUCAUGAAGCUGCUGCUCAAGGUUAAGAACGGCACGCCGCCGCAGAGGAAGAGCGCGCUGAGGACCCUUACCGACAAGGCUCGCGAGCUGGGCGCGGGUCCGCUGUUCAACGCCAUCCUGCCGCUGCUGAUGCAGAGCCACCUGGAGGACCAGGAGCGGCACCUGCUGGUCAAGGUGAUCGACAGGAUCCUGUACAAGCUGGACGAGCUGGUGCGGCCCUACGUGCACAAGAUCCUGGUGGUCAUCGAGCCGCUGCUGAUCGACGAGGACUACUACGCGCGCGUGGAGGGGCGCGAGAUCAUCGCCAACCUCUCCAAGGCCGCGGGGCUGGCGCAGAUGAUUGCCGCCAUGCGACCCGACAUUGACAACAUCGACGAGUACGUGCGCAACACCACGGCGCGCGCGUUCAGUGUGGUGGCGUCGGCGCUGGGCAUCCCGGCGCUGCUGCCCUUCCUCAAGGCCGUGUGUCUGAGCAAGAAGAGCUGGCAGGCGCGGCACACGGGCAUCAAGAUCGUGCAGCAGAUCGCCAUCCUGAUGGGCUGUGCGGUGCUACCCCACCUGCGCUCCAUGGUGGACAUCGUCAAGCACGGACUCAAGGACGAGAACCAGAAGGUGAAGACCAUUACCGCCCUCUGCCUGGCGGCCCUGGCGGAGGCCUCCACGCCGUACGGCAUCGAGUCCUUCGAUGAUGUGCUGGAGCCGCUGUGGAGGGGCAUCCGCUCGCUGAGGGGCAAGGUCCUGGCCGCCUUCCUGAAGGCCAUCGGCCACAUCAUCCCCCUCAUGGACGCGGAGCACGCCUUCUACUACACGCGCGAGGUGAUGGUGGUGCUGCGCCGCGAGUUCAACACGCCCGACGAGGAGAUGAAGAAGAUCGUGCUCAAGGUGGUGAAGCAGUGUGUGGGCACGGAGGGCGUGGAGCCCGACUACAUCCGUUCCGAGAUCCUGCCCGACUUCUUCAAGGCCUUUUGGAACCGGCGCAUGGCGCUGGACCGGCGGAACUACAAGGCGCUGGUGGAGACCACGGUGGCGCUGGCGAACAAGGUUGGCUGCUCCGACAUCGUGUCCCGCGUGGUGGAGGACCUGAAGGACGAGAGCGAGCCGUACCGCCGCAUGGUGAUGGAGACCAUCGACAAGGUGAUCAGCGAGCUGGGCGCGGCGGACAUUGACGCGCGGCUGGAGGAGCUGCUCAUCGACGGCAUCCUGUACGCCUUCCAGGAGCAGGUUGCCGACGACUCCCCCGUCAUGCUCAACGGCUUCGGCACGGCGGUGAACGGGCUGGGCAAGCGCGCGCGGCCCUACCUGCCGCAGAUCUGCGGCACCAUCAAGUGGCGCCUCAACAACAAGAGCGCCAAGAUCCGGCAGCAGGCGGCCGACCUGAUUGCGCGCAUCGCACCCGUCAUGAAGCAGUGCGACGAGGAGGGGCUGCUGGGACACCUGGGUGUGGUGCUGUACGAGUACCUGGGUGAGGAGUACCCCGAGGUGUUGGGCUCCAUCCUGGGCGCCCUGAAGGCCAUCGUCAACGUGAUCGGCAUGACGCGCAUGACGCCGCCCAUCAAGGAGCUGCUUCCCCGCCUCACGCCCGUGCUCAAGAACCGGCACGAGAAGGUGCAGGAGAACGUGAUCGACCUGGUGGGGCGCAUCGCGGACCGAGGACACGAGUACGUGCCGGCUCGCGAGUGGAUGCGCAUCUGCUUUGAGCUGCUGGACAUGCUCAAGGCGCACAAGAAGGCGAUUCGGCGAGCCACGGUCAACACGUUUGGCUACAUCGCCAAGGCCAUCGGACCGCAGGACGUGUUGGUGACGCUGCUGAACAACCUGAAGGUGCAGGAGCGCCAGAACCGCGUGUGCACCACCGUCGCCAUCGCCAUCGUGGCGGAGUCCUGCCAGCCCUUCACCGUGCUGCCGGCGCUCAUGAACGAGUACCGCACACCCGAGCUCAACGUGCAGAACGGAGUGCUCAAGGCCCUGUCUUUCAUGUUUGAGUACAUUGGCGAGAUGGGCAAGGACUACAUCAACGCCGUGACGCCGCUGCUUGAGGACGCGCUGAUGGACCGCGACCUGGUGCACCGGCAGACGGCCGCCAGCGUGGUGGGGCACAUGAGCCUGGGGGUGGCGGGGCUGGGCUGCGAGGCGCCGCUGGUGCACCUGCUCAACUACGUGUGGCCCAACAUAUUCGAGGUGUCGCCGCAUGUGGUGCAGGCUGUGGGUUUUGCGAUCGACGGCUGCCGCGUGGCUCUGGGUCCCUGCCUGGUGCUGCACUACGUGCUGCAGGGGCUGUGGCACCCGGCUCGCAAGGUACGGCAGGUGUACUGGAAGCUGUACAACAACCUGUACAUCGGCGCGCAGGAUGCGCUGGUGGCCUGCUUCCCAGACAUGCCGGACGAGGAGAACGGCGGGGGCGGCGCGGGAGGCGGCAACACCUAUGCACGACACGAGCUGGAUAUGAUGAUUUAGAGGUCCAUGUGGGAGGUGGGGAUGUAGUGUGUGUUGGCUGUUGUAGCGGUGCGUGACCGUGUGCUCGUGUAUGGAGAAGUGUUGUUGUGGGUGUGUUGCCGUGUGUUGCUACCACGGUGUUAGGUGGUGCGUUGCAGAGCGUGUAGGUCGAGGAGUAAGGCUGCUUUGCGUAGCUGUGCGUGUAGCCUUUCUGCAUAGGGUAUAAUUCCGUUUAGCGUGUCGUCGGCAUGCGUGCGUGUGUUCGCAGGAAUGCAAACCAGCCCGUAUCCAGUAGGACGGGGGAUGUUGAUGAGUAGCGGGCCAGUAUUAGCGUACCGCACAACGACGCUGGACAUUGUGAUGCGUUCGGACGCUAGGAGGAUUCUUAGUGGCGGACAGCCAGGACGAGGAACGCAGCUUGGUUGCGGAAAUGUGUGCCGGACGUCGUCAUGGGCUUGUAUUCGGGUGUGUAUAGCUGGUAAUGAACGAUGCUGUUACAUUAACGAACGAUGCUGCAUGGGUUGCAUUUUGCAUGAGAAUCUCAGUGGGGUGGAUAACAGGGUGUGCGCCGGGUUGGUUGCUGCCGAGUACCGUAUCUGGGUUAGUUGCUGAGAGCGAUGUAGUAGUACCGGUACUGCGUGUCGCGGCUCGGGAGUCAGGACACACCAAGCGGGUGGUCGUAGUGGUGGCGGUGUUGGGACCGCAGUACCAGGCCAGGCCACGCAGGCGUGCAGUUUUCGACAUGCUAUGGCUCUCCCACGUGGAGGGCUGCGGCGCUCUCAAGCAAUCAUGGCUGCUGUUGUUAAUCAACGUCUCGCCUUUACUCCAACGCCCC